AGGUGCGUACUGCGGUUUUGUUUUUCGAAUAUGUAUCGCGAUUAUUGUUGGAACCAAAAUUUAGUGGAAAAUGUUGAAAAUAUCAACAUAAUAUCAUUAUUUUAAGGAACGGAAAAGGAAAGACAAAGCCAUGGAUGAUAUUCGUUUUGAAUGGCUGAGAGACAAGGUCUACCAUGCCUUAAACAUUACUGAUCCUGAAGUGUUUGAGGAGUUGAUGAACCGAGAUGACGGCGAAUACGAGAGAAGCCUUGCGAAAUUUCUUAAUGAAACUCCAGAAGAAGGAAGAUCAGCUGCUAUAUUUUACAAAAGAGUCCAACAAGAAGAAAGAGAAGUUGAGAUAGAAAUAGAACCUUCUGAGACAGAUGGCCUCCCUGAAAACAUUGAAGGUGAUGAAGGUUUGUUGGGUGCUACACCUGCUGAAGAGAUUCCACCUACCCCUGCAGAGCUGGUUGAAACCCCAACAGAAGAAAAGGGGAAAAAGAAAAAGAAAAAGAAAGGAAAGAGGAAUCAAUCGGCAAAGACAGAGGCCCAGCCAGAACCUGAGACUCCUCGUGAAGAGCCUAAGCCUCCUGAACCUGAGCCUGUCCAGGCAGCCGAGGGCGGAGAAGGUGAUCCUGAUGCACCAUCCCCAGAAAAACAACCUACAACAAAAAUCAUCAGGGAGACCUUCAUGCGCACAUUGCUGUACAUGUGCCAUGGGCAUGUACCUGAGCAGGUAGCAGAGGAAGACUGCAUUUACUUCAUCCGAAACACACCGGGAAUGGUAGACCUUCCCAACACCAUGGAUGAAGCACAGAGCAUGCUGCCAAAGUUCUUUGAAUACGGUAUCCUCAACGGUCACUCCUUAGUCAUGCUGGAACAGAUUAUUACCCAGGUGUACAUCCCCUUGCUAUCCUUUAGUGCUCACAAGAAUGGGGAUGCUCCAACAGAAGCAGAACAGAAAGCUGCUGCCCUGUCGUCAUCCUCAAAGGAUAGUCUUGGUAUCCAACCUGAUGAUUCAGAUGAAGAACAAGAAGAGGUAAAUGUGGCUGAACUUCAGAAACAUGCCCUCUUAAGAGAUGAUUUCCUCAUCAACAUGGAGAAGUUUGCCAAGCACAUCGAGCGUACUAUCCAACAGAUUGAAGGGGAGGUCCGACUUGACAUUCCGGACCUCCUAACCGAUGGAGACCCGACUGAGCUUGCCAAAGACGAUGUACUCAUACAUGAGAUUGAGAACACAACACUUGAAUGGACAAAACAGAUUGCUAGUGCUGUUGAGGUUCAGCUGAAAAAGACUCCUCAUGGUAAUGGCCCACUUGCUGAGAUUGAUUUCUGGCGCGAGCGGAAUGCAGCGUUGAGCGCUCUCAGUGAGCAGAUCAAGAUGCCAAAGGUCAAGAAAAUGCUAGACAUCCUGGCCAAGAAGGAUGCCAUGGGCGACCAUGCCAUCCUGCAGAGUUUUGAUCUCAACAGGGCAGAGCUGAACAAGUAUUACGUAGAGGCAAAGGACAAUGUCCGCUUCCUCAGCACCCUUGAGAGGCACUUCAAGAACUUAACGCAUGGUGCAGGGUUUCAGAUUGUCCUGGACACCAUCCCAUCCAUGAUGAAUGCCUUGCGAAUGGUUUGGAUUAUCUCAAGGCACUACAAUACAGAUGAGCGCAUGAUCCCCCUGAUGGAAAGAAUUGCCUGGGAACUGGCUGAACGAGUUGAGAAGGUCAUUAACAUCAGGACCAUAUUCAAGGAUUCCCCCGUGCAAGUGAAAGCCAAGACUGCAGAAGCCAAGAAGACUUUGGAGAUGUGGAAGGAAUGUUACCUAGAGGUCAGAGCCAAGAUUGAAGCUUCUGGACGUGAUGCCCGCUGGGAGUUUGACCGCAAGAAGCUCUUCGAGCGGACAGACUACAUGGCUACCAUCUGCCAGAAUAUCUAUGAUGUUGCACAGGUCCUAGAGGAAUUUUACAACAUCUUUGGACCUGAACUGAAGUCUGUUACCGGAGAUCCGCAGCGCAUUGAAGAUGUGCUUAAGAGAGUUGAUGGUCUGGUUGAACCUAUACAAGAUGUCAACUUUGAACCCUUUAGCUUGAAGCACCAGCUGCAAUGGCGCAAGGUCAUGGAAUGGUUCAACAAGGAGGUAGCCGCCAUAGAAGAUGAGGCUAAGCAUUUUAUUGACGAAUCCUUCAAGACGCUGCGGUCAGCAGAGGGCGCUUUUGACAUGCUGCUCAAGUUCAGGCACAUCCGUUCCCGGGAGGCAAUCAACUCACAGAUGAUGAAGAAGUUUAAUGACAUUCUCCUACAGUAUGGCAAAGAGGUUGACACAGUACAAGCUCUGUUCAAGCAGUAUCAGCACAAUCCACCCGUCUCCAAGAACCAACCCCCUGUAGCCGGAGCCAUUGCUUGGGAACGAUCCCUCUUCCAUCGCAUCAAACACACAAUCAUCAGGUUCCAGAGUAUGGAGGAUAUGCUCUCCAGUGAAUAUGGCAAAGCUGCAAGGACCAAGUACCUCGGUGUUGCCAGACAGAUGAAAGAAUAUGAGGAUAAGAAGUAUAAGGUGUGGCGUGAACAUGUCGAGGUGAUCCUACCUGGCUUACUUAAGCGCAAUCUCCUGACCAGACCUCAAGACCAGUUGCCUUCUGGAAAGACCCACGAACCCUCGGGUGGCGAUGAUGGUGAUGACACACACAGGUCACUGGGUCUUGGUACAGAUACCAAGUAUGUAGUAGACUUUGCUCCAGACCUAUCAGAGAUCAUCACUGAGACGAAGUACAUGGAGCAGUUGGGUUUCUCUAUCCCUGAGCUGGCUCGUAAUGUAGCCUUACAGGAAGACAAGUAUCUAAGAUGGAAGGAUGGACUGAAUCACAUGUUACAGAGAUACCAUGGUGUCAUUUCUUCCAUUGAUGCUGCUGAGACCCAACUCCUUGAUGAACAUCUGAAAGACCUUAGACGUACCCUCAAACCAGGACACAAGCGGCUCAACUGGAACUCACUCGGUAUCGCCGAUUAUAACACAAGAUGUGAACAGGCUAUAUCCAAGUUUGAGUCCUUGGUAAACCAAAUCCAGAAGAAUGCCAAGGACAUUGAUGCUCGUCUCCGAGCUAUGGAGCUAGCUGAACUGUUCAAGGGUCCUCCACCCCAGGUCAAAGAGGACAUCCUACCAAGUUGUAAGGAAUUCUAUGACCACAUUGAGAGAGAGAGGCUUCACAUGUACGAGACUCUGUCCAGGAAGUAUCGAGCCAUAGGUCCUUUGCUAACCAAGAUGGAAGGUUUGGUCGUCCAUACCAACACCGGGAAGUCUCCACGUCUUGCUGCAUACUAUGCUUUCUGGGAGAGGAGGGUCUAUGAAACUCUGACAAGGAUGGUGAUUAGGAAUCUGUCUGAGUUUAACCACGACUUGGUAACCAACAAGCCUCUGUUCCAGAUAGAAGCCAUGCUUUCUGCUCCUGAGAUCAUCCUAGCACCAGCUGCGAAUGAGAUCUAUAAACUCACCAUGCAGUGUGUUAGAGACCUGGUUGAAGGCACCAAAAACUUUGUCCGUUGGAUGCAUGGUACGUGCAUUGAGACCCCGCCCCAGAAUGUAGAUGGGGAGGAUGAGCCAUACAUCUUCAGUUUCUUCUCAGACAUCUCAGCAGAUCCUGCGGUCAUUGAGCUCGUCCAGACGUCCUCAACAUCCAUGCAGAAAUCACUGACCAAUCUCACCAAAUACCUCAACAGGUGGAAGCGAUAUAGGCCUCUGUGGAAGCUGGAUAAGACCAUAAUGCUGGAGAAGUUUGCUGUUAAGAAUCCAACCUGUGUUGCCUAUGAUGACAAGCUACAGUUCUACUCUAAUCUGGCCACCGAGGUUGGGAACCAGCCCAAGAUCAAGGAUGAGGAUUGCAUCCGCCUCCACAUGAAGCUCCUUGCUGAUACUGUCAGAGACCACGCCCGUAAGUGGGUGGAGUCCCUUGGGCAGCUUCUGCAGGAUGCAGUCAAGGAAGACCUGAUGGGCCUCAAGACUGAACUCACAGGCUUGGCUUCUGACCUGAAGAGGGCUCCCGACACGCUUGAGGACCUCAAGUUUGUCCUGCGCGUCAUCUCUGACAUCCGUGACAUGUCCCUGACCGUUGAGAUGCGCAUCGCCGAUAUCCUGGAGCGCUACCGCACCUUGUCCAUGUACAACCUCCCGGUGUCGGAGGAAGAGACGGAGACCUGUCAGAACAUCAAGCAGAUGUGGGAUGAUCUCUUCUUAGAGUCCAAACACGUGGACGCUAGUCUGGUGGUUGUCAAGAAAAAAUUCACCGAGAUCACUCAAGUGCAGAUAGGUGGCUUCAGCACUGAACUGAAUAGCUUCCAAAAACGCUUCAAGAUGAAUGGCCCUGGAGCAGUGGGCAAUGAUCUAGAUAAAGGUGUGGAACUGCUGGAGCAAUUUAAAAAAGAAAUGGCUACCUAUGAGAGAGACAGACAGGAGUUGGCCAAUGCUGAGAAGCUGUUUGAUCUGCCCAUCACCAUGUAUCCUGAACUGCUUCAAGUCCAGAAGGAAAUGUCUGGUCUUGAUAAGAUUUACGACAUCUACAAAUCUCAGAAGGCUGCUCGUGAAGAGUGGGCUCAGACUCUUUGGGCCAACCUGAAUGUGAACCACCUGGUUGAUGGUAUCGAGGGUUUCAUCAAGUCACUCAAGAAGCUCCCCCGUGACAUCAAGGGCUCCCGGACGGCUCAGAUGGUUGAAGGACGUAUGAAGGAGUUCAGGGAUUCCAUCCCACUCUUUGUGGACCUCAAGAAUGAAGCUCUGCGCGAUCGCCAUUGGAAGGAGUUGAUGAUCAAGACAGGACAGUCCUUUGACAUGAAUCCUGAUACCUUCACGCUGGAUAACCUCUUCGCCAUGGAGCUUCACAACUUCAAGGAAGUGAUUGCAGAUAUUGUCACCAGUGCUUCUAAAGAGUUGAGCAUUGAAAAGGGUAUCAAGGAAGUGACUGAAGUCUGGGAAGGCAUGAAGUUCAACGUCAUCAAGUACAUGAAGGGCACCCAGGAGCGCGGUCAUAUCGUGGGAGCCGUGGACGAGGUCAUGCAGAUCCUGGAUGAUAACUCCAUGAACCUUCAGAGUAUGUCUGCUUCACGCUUCAUCGGUCCGUUCCUCAACCAAGUCCAGACCUGGGAGAAGAGCCUGUCCCUGAUUGGAGAAGUCCUUGAGGUUUGGCUGGUAGUACAGCGUAAGUGGAUGUACCUGGAGAGUAUCUUCAUCGGUGGCGACAUCAGAUCACAGCUUCCAGAGGAGGCUAAGAAGUUUGAUGCCAUCGACAAGACCUUCAAGAAGAUCAUGCAUGAUACCGUGGCGAAUCCAAAGAUCAAGGAUGCCUGCCACGCCCCAAACCGUCUUCAGGAUCUUGAGAUGAUUAGCACCGGUCUGGAGAAGUGUCAGAAGAGUCUCAACGACUACCUAGACUCCAAGAGAAAUGCCUUCCCACGGUUCUUCUUCAUCUCUGACGAUGAGUUGCUGUCUAUCCUCGGAAGCAGUGAGCCUACCUGUGUGCAAGAACAUAUGAUAAAGAUGUUUGACAACAUUGCCUCGCUGAAAUUCCAAGAGGGUAACAACAAGGAGACGGUUGCCUUGGCGAUGGUAUCAGCAGAAGGAGAGAUGAUGAACUACAGACAGGUUGUAACAGCCGAAGGCAGGGUGGAGGACUGGAUGACGUGUGUCCUGGAAGAGAUGAGGAGAACCAAUCGACUCAUCACCAAAGAAGCCAUCUUUACUUACUGUGAAAGCAAAUCCAGGGUGGAAUGGAUGUUUCUGUACCAAGGUAUGGUUGUCCUGGCCACCAAUCAGGUCUGGUGGACGUGGGAGGUCGAAGAUGUCUUCCAGAAGGUCAGACAGGGUGACAAGGUUGCCAUGAAGACGUACGCCAAGAGGAUGCAUCAACAGAUCGAUGACCUUGUCGUCCAGGUCCGAUCACCUCUCUCAAAGAAUGAAAGGAAGAAGUUCAACACUGUUCUCAUCAUCGAUGUGCAUGCCAGAGACAUCAUCGAUGGAUUCGUGAGAGACAGUAUCCUUGAUGCCAAGGAAUUUGAAUGGGAGAGUCAGCUACGAUUCUACUGGGAUCGUGAGCCCGAUGAGCUCAACGUGCGUCAGUGCACGGGAACCUUUGGCUAUGGUUAUGAAUACAUGGGACUGAACGGUAGACUGGUGAUCACCCCUCUCACAGACAGAAUCUAUCUUACCCUCACUCAGGCCCUGUCUAUGCAACUUGGUGGUGCCCCAGCUGGUCCUGCCGGUACUGGUAAGACAGAGACUACCAAGGAUCUGGCCAAGGCUCUAGGUCUUCUCUGCGUCGUCACCAACUGUGGUGAGGGCAUGGAUUACAAGGCUGUUGGUAAGAUCUUCUCUGGUCUAGCCCAGUGCGGUGCCUGGGGUUGUUUUGAUGAGUUCAACCGUAUUGAUGUCUCUGUACUCUCCGUCAUCUCAUCUCAGAUUCAAACUAUUAGGAAUGCUCUCAUCCAUAACCUCAAGAGGUUCCAGUUUGAAGGAAUGGAGAUUGCAAUGGACAAUCGUAUGGGUAUCUUCAUCACCAUGAACCCUGGUUACGCUGGUCGCACUGAGCUUCCUGAGAGCGUGAAGGCCCUCUUCAGACCGGUGGUGGUUAUUGUUCCUGAUCUUCAGCAGAUCUGUGAGAUCAUGUUGUUCUCUGAAGGUUUCCUCAUGGCCAAGGUGCUAGCUAAGAAGAUGACUGUGCUGUACAAACUUGCCAAGGAGCAGCUUUCCAAGCAGUACCAUUAUGACUUUGGUUUGAGAGCUCUCAAGUCGGUCCUUGUCAUGGCUGGUGAACUCAAGAGAGGCUCUGCAGAAUUGCCAGAGGAUGUUGUGUUGAUGAGAGCCCUCCGUGACAUGAACCUUCCCAAGUUUGUCUUUGAGGAUGUUCCUCUGUUCUUGGGUCUCAUCUCUGAUCUCUUCCCCGGUCUAGACUGUCCUCGGGUCAGGUAUCCUAACUUCAAUGAUGCAGUGGAACAGGUCCUUGAGGAGAACAACUACAUCCUGCUUGAUCACCAGGUCGACAAGGUAGUCCAGAUGUAUGAGACCAUGCUGACCCGUCAUACCACUAUGGUGGUUGGGCCUACAGGAGGAGGCAAGACUGUGGUCAUCAACACCCUCUGUCAGUCUCAGACCAAGCUAGGAAUCCACACCAAACUGUACGUGAUGAACCCCAAGGCCAUGAGUGUGAUAGAACUCUAUGGUAUCCUGGACCCAGUCACCCGUGACUGGACCGACGGUCUCCUCUCCAACAUCUUCCGUGAGAUCAACAGACCCACGGACAAGAACGAGCGCAAGUAUAUCCUCUUUGAUGGUGACGUAGAUGCUCUUUGGGUGGAGAACAUGAACUCUGUGAUGGACGACAACAGGCUCCUGACACUUGCCAACGGAGAGAGAAUCCGCCUUCAGAAGCAUUGUGCUUUGCUCUUUGAGGUUUCCGACCUCCAGUACGCCUCCCCCGCUACCGUCUCCCGCUGUGGUAUGGUGUUUGUGGAUCCCAAGAACCUUGGCUAUCUUCCCUUCUGGCAGCGCUGGGUCAAUGCCCGUACUAACAAGGCAGAGCAGCAGGACCUGACCAGGCUGUUUGAGAAGUAUGUCCCUGGGUGUCUGGACAUGAUCCUGGAAGGUAUCACCGAUGGCAAACAAGGGGAGAAGCUCAAGAUGAUAGUCCCCCUCACUGCCCUCAACUUGGUGAACCAACUGAGCCGAAUGCUUGAUGCCCUCCUGGUCAAGGAACUUGGUGAAUCCGAUGUCCUGGAGUGUUACUUCCUGGAGGCGUUGUACUGGUCCCUUGGUGCAGCACUCCUUGAGGAUGGACGUAUCAAGUUUGAUAGCUACAUCAAGAAUGUUGCUUCUAUGCCAACUGUCUCUGAUGAGAGCGUGGAUGCUGGACCUGGGGAGUUACCCGGUGUGCUGGAUACGGUCUAUCAAUACUUCUUUGAUAAGCAAAAGAAUAAGUGGAUUGCCUGGUCCAAGGUUGUACCCAAGUACGUCCAUGACCCAGAGAAGCGUUUCAACGAGAUUCUUGUACCGACUGUGGACACUGUACGUAACACCUGGGUGUUGGAGCAGAUGCUGUCUGUCAAGCAACCGGUCCUGUUUGUCGGAGACACUGGUACUUCCAAAACAGCCACCAUCCAAGACUUCCUCAGGAAUCUUGAUCAAGACAGCCAUUUGAUCCUGUCCAUCAACUUCUCGUCUCGGACCACCUCCAUGGACGUCCAACGCAACCUGGAAGCCAACGUUGAGAAGCGUACCAAGGACACGUACGGACCGCCACCGGGCCGCCGUCUCCUGGUUUUCAUGGAUGACAUGAACAUGCCACAGGUGGACGAGUACGGUACCCAACAGCCCAUCGCUCUCCUCAAACUGCUCCUGGAGAAAGGGGGUAUGUACGACAGAGGAAAGGAUCUCAUCCUGAAGUACAUCAGGGACAUCGGUUUCUUGGCUUCUAUGGGAAAGGCUGGCGGAGGAAGGAACGAGGUCGAUCCUCGUUUCAUCUCUCUCUUCUGCUCUUUCAACAUUACCUUCCCUUCGGAGGAAACCCUGAAUCACAUCUAUUCAUCCAUCUUAGCCGGCCAUCUCCAACCUUUUGAUGAAAGCAUCCAGAAACUUGCCCCCAAGAUCACUCAGGCGACCCUUGACCUCUACAAGGUGAUUGUUGUGGAUCUGCCUCCUACCCCAUCCAAGUUCCAUUACAUCUUUAACCUUCGUGAUCUGUCUCGCGUCAGUCAGGGAAUGCUACUGACCACCCCUGAUCGUUUCUCAGAUGCAAAGAGUUUCAUCCGUGUGUGGCGUAAUGAAUGCCUCCGGGUGUUCUAUGAUCGUCUGAUCAACCAGCAUGACAAAGACCUUGUGCAGGGUAUGAUCAAGAAUAUUCUUGACGAGCAUUUCCGUGAACAUACUGAGAACGCCAUGCGUGAGCCACUCCUGUAUGGGGACUAUCGCACUGCGCUCGACGGUGGUGAAGCCAGACUCUACGAGGACAUACAAGAUUACGAUGCAGCUAAGGCACUCUUUCAAGAGAUUCUUGAAGAGUACAAUGACAGUAAUACCCCAAUGAAUCUGGUUCUCUUUGACGAUGCCCUUGACCAUUUGACCCGGGUUCAUAGGGUCAUCAGGAUGGAUCAAGGUCAUGCUCUUCUUGUUGGUGUCGGUGGGAGUGGUAAACAGAGUUUGACCAGACUGGCAUCCUUCACCGCCGGCUGUGAAGUCUUUGAGAUCACCCUGAGCAGGGGCUACGAUGAGAGCAACUUCAGGGAAGAUCUCAAGAUACUCUACAACAAACUUGGCAUUGAGAAUAAGAAAGUCUCAUUCCUCUUCACCGAUGCCCAUGUCGCACAAGAAGGUUUCCUCGAGCUUAUUAACAACAUGUUGACAUCCGGCAUGGUGCCAGCUCUGUUUGCUGAUGAUGAAAAAGAGGCCAUAGUUGGACAGAUGCGAGAUGAAGCGACUAAGCAGGGUGUACCGCCCAUCAGGGAAGCCAUCUGGCAGUACUUCAUCACCAAGAGCAUCAACAACCUUCAUGUGGUCCUAGCCAUGUCUCCUGUAGGGGACACCCUGCGCACCCGCUGUAGGAACUUCCCUGGUCUGGUCAAUAACUGCAGCAUUGAUUGGUUCAUGGCAUGGCCCAAGCAGGCCUUGGAAGCGGUAGCCACUGUUUUCCUUGGACAUGAAGAUGUUAAGAGCAUUCCAGAUGACAAGCGUACCAGUGUAGUAGACCACGUUGUGUUUGUACACCAGUCUGUCAGCGACUACAGCACACAGUUUGCACUAAAGCUGCGUAGGAACAACUACGUGACACCCAAGAACUACCUUGACUUCAUCAAUACAUACCUCAAGCUGCUUGAUGAGAAAGAUGAAUAUAUCCUUUCUCAGUGUAAGCGUCUUGAGGGUGGUAUGGCCAAGCUUGUAGAGGCCAGCGUCCAGCUGAACGAACUCAACGAGAAGCUGGCUGUUCAGAAGGUAGUCUUGAAGGAAAAGAAUGAUGCUUGUGAGAUUCUCCUGGAGGAAAUCACAACCCGUACUGCUCAAGCCACUGAAAAGAAGACAUUCGCUGUGGCAAAGGGAAAGGAUAUUGAGGAGCAGAGUGUUGUUAUCAAAGUGGAAAAGGCUGAAGCUGAAGAGGCUUUGGCUGAAGCCAUGCCAGCGCUGGAGGCUGCAAGAGAAGCACUGUCGGAUCUCGAUAAAUCAUCCGUUACUGAGAUCAGGGCCUUUGCUAAACCUCCAAAAGCUGUACAGAUGGUGUGUGAGUGUAUAGUGGUGCUCCGUGGAAUCCGUGAAGUCUCCUGGAAGUCAGCCAAGGGGAUGAUGGCUGAGGGGAACUUCCUCAAGUCACUUCAGGAGUUAGAUGUUGACGGUAUCUCACAGACACAGGUGAAGACUGUUAGGAAUUUCUUAAAGGAUCUUGACACCACAUAUGAAGACAUGAAGACUAUCUCCUUUGCCGGUGCAGGUCUCUUCAAGUUCGUCACUGCUGUUCUUGGUUAUUGCUCUGUAGCAAGAGAAAUCAAACCCAAAAGAGAAAAGGUGGCCAAACUGGAGAAGACAUUCUUCCAGGCCAAGAGAGACCUGGAUCGAAUCAAUGCCGAGGUGAACUCCCUGGAGCAGGAACUCAAGGAUCUCGGUCAGAAGUACGAGAAUGCCAUGUCGGAGAAGAAGACCCUCCAGGAAGAAGCAGAGAUCAUGGAGAGACGUCUCAUUGCUGCUGAUAAACUCAUCUCUGGUCUGGGCUCGGAAAAUGUCAGAUGGACCAAGGAUCUGGAGGAGUUGCGCCAGCGUCGCAUCCGUCUCCUGGGUGACUGCUUGGUGUCCUCGGCCUUCCUGAGCUACGUUGGCGCGUUCACGUGGGACUUCCGUGAUAAGAUGGUAUACAAUGAUUGGCAGGAGGAUAUCAAGGAGAGGGAGAUCCCCAUCAGUGACCCGUUCAAGGUGGAGAACCUCCUGACCGAUGAUGUCGAGAUCAGCAAAUGGGGAUCAGAAGGUUUACCUCCUGAUGAGUUGUCUAUUCAGAAUGGUAUCCUGACUACAAGAGCUAGUCGUUUCCCUCUGUGUAUUGAUCCUCAACAGCAAGCUCUUAACUGGAUCAAGAAGAAAGAGGAACCCAAUAAUCUCAAGGUGUGUACUUUUAACGAUCCAGACUUCUUGAAACAACUUGAGCUGGCCAUCAAAUAUGGCUUCCCAUUCCUCUUCCAAGAUGUAGAUGAGUAUAUCGAUCCUGUCAUUGACAAUGUCCUUGAGAAAAACAUUAAAGGUGCUGCUGGUAGGGAGUUCAUCAUGCUUGGAGACAAAGAGGUUGAUUACGAUCCAAACUUCCGUCUCUACCUGGACACCAAGCUAUCAAACCCUAAGUACACACCAGCAGUCUUUGGCAAGGCUAUGGUUAUCAACUAUACUGUGACUCUCAAAGGUCUAGAAGAUCAGUUACUCAGUGUGAUUGUUGGUUUUGAGCGUAAGGAGCUUGAGGAGCAGAGAGAACGUCUGAUCCAGGAGACUAGCGAUAACAAACGUCUCCUGAAAGAUCUUGAAGACUCCCUGCUCAGAGAGUUGGCAACAUCCACUGGUAACAUGUUGGACAAUGUGGAGCUGGUAUCUACUCUCGAGGAGACCAAGUCUAAGGCUUCGGAAGUUACAGAGAAGCUGAAGCUGGCUGCCACCACAGCCGUCGACAUUGACAAGCUUCGUGACGGCUACCGUCCUGCAGCCAAGCGAGGAGCCAUCCUCUUCUUUGUCCUGUCCGAGAUGGCCCUGAUCAACAGCAUGUACCAGUACUCACUGGCUGCUUUCCUGGAAGUCUUCCAGCUCUCGCUCAAGAAGAGUCUCCCGGACUCCAUCCUCGUGAAACGACUCCGCAACAUCAUGGAUACCCUCACGCAUAACAUCUACAACUACGCAUGCACAGGAUUGUUCGAGAAACACAAGCUUCUCUUCUCCUUCCAAAUGACCAUCAAGCUGGAACAAUCGGAGGACAACUUGCCCCAGGAGGAGCUGGAUUUCUUCAUUAAGGGCAACCUGUCUCUGGAGAAGAACCGUCGUGGUCGACCUCAUAAGUGGAUUCCGGAGCAGGGUUGGGAAGAUGUAAUGAAACUGACAGAGCUUGCUGAUGUCUUCCACACUCUACCGGAUGAUCUGGAGAAGAAUGAGAAAAUCUGGAAAGAGUGGUAUGACCAAGAUGCCCCAGAGCAAGUGGCCUUCCCUAUGAAAUACAAGGAUGGUCUUAACGAGUUCCAACGCCUCCUUCUGCUGCGUUGCUUCCGUGUGGACCGUGUCUACCGUGCCAUCACUGAUUUUGUCACGUCUCGUAUGGGUGAGAAGUACGUCACUCCUCCUGUGAUCAGCUUUGAGGCCAUCUUUGAGCAGAGUUCUCCGCUGUCUCCCAUCGUCUUCAUCCUGAGUCCUGGUUCAGAUCCUGCUAGUGAUCUUACCAAGCUGGCUGAGAGGUCUGGCUUUGGGGGUAACAAGCUGAAGUUCCUUUCUAUGGGUCAAGGUCAGGAGAAGGUUGCCCUUCAACUACUUGAGACAGCCAUAGCCAGAGGACAGUGGCUGAUGUUGCAGAACUGUCACUUGUUGGCCAAGUGGCUCCGUGAUCUGGAGAAGGCUCUCGAGAGGAUUGUCAAACCUCAUCCUGACUUCAGACUCUGGCUUACUACUGACCCUACCCCAGCUUUCCCCAUCGGAAUCCUACAGAGGUCAUUUAAGGUUGUAACUGAACCUCCCAACGGUCUCAAGCUGAACCUACGUAGCACCUACCACAAGAUCUCAGCCCAGGUCCUUGAGGACUGUCCUCACGAAGCCUUCAAACCUUUGGUCUUUGUCCUAGCCUUCUUCCAUGCCGUGGUCCAGGAGAGGCGCAAGUAUGGCAAGAUUGGCUGGAACGUCCCCUAUGAUUUCAACGAAUCUGAUUUCCGGGUGUGUCAGGAGAUCCUUGGAACGUACCUGACCAAAGCCUUUGAGCAAGGAGACACCAAGAUCCCAUGGAACAGCUUGAAGUACCUGAUUGGAGAGGUUAUGUAUGGUGGUCGAGCCAUUGAUAACUUUGACCGACGUAUCCUGAACACCUAUAUGGAUGAAUACAUGGGAGACUUCAUCUUUGAUACAUUCCAACCGUUCCAUUUCUAUUGUAAUGAGUCGGUAGAUUACUGCAUUCCAGAGUAUGGACCAAAGGAUAAUUAUACACAGCUGAUUGAAGGCCUGCCCCUAGCAAACACUCCAGAAGUAUUUGGUCUACAUCCCAAUGCUGAGAUUAACUACUACACACAGGCUGCUAGAGAUAUGUGGUCACAGCUAGUUGAACUACAACCACAAACAGGUGACUCUGGUCAAGGCAUCAGUCGUGAUGACUUCAUUGCUGGCAUUGCAUCUGACAUCCAGAACAAGCUACCCCAGCAAUUUGACCUUGAUAAGAUCCGUAAGAAGUAUGGUCUUGACAUCACACCUACAACUGUUGUACUCCUGCAAGAGCUGGAGAGGUUUAACCGAUUGAUAGCCAGGAUGGCUCGCUCAUUGGCAGAACUCCAGAGAGCUUUGAAGGGAGAGGUCGGUAUGAGCAACGAGCUUGAUAACGUAGCUAGAGCUCUCUUCAACGGUCAGAUCCCUCAUAUCUGGAGACGCUUAGCCCCAGACACCCUCAAGGCACUCGGAAACUGGAUGCUACACUUCCAGCGACGCUUCAACCAGUACACCACAUGGGUGAAUGAAGCUGAGCCCCCAGUCAUGUGGCUCAGUGGUCUACACAUCCCAGAGUCCUAUCUGACUGCAUUGGUUCAAGCCACAUGUCGCAAGAACGGGUGGCCACUCGACAAGUCAACUCUGUAUACGUCUGUGACUCACUAUGUCACCCCGGAUGAGGUCACAGAAAGAGCACAUUCAGGUUGCUUUGUGACUGGACUUUACCUGGAGGGUGCAGCCUGGGACGUGGAUAAUGCAUGUCUAAUGAGACCGCGCCCCAAGGUUCUCAUUCAAGAACUACCCAUCCUCAAGGUGAUUCCCAUUGAAGCACACAGACUCAAACUACAGAACACAUUCCGAACACCAGUGUACACCACAUCCCAGCGCCGUAAUGCCAUGGGUGUAGGGUUGGUGUUUGAGGCUGAUCUGGCUACUACCGAGCACAUUUCACAUUGGGUGUUACAAGGUGUUUGUCUGGUGCUUAACACUGAUUAGACUUAACACUACUCUCUAAACACCCGUGAAUGGUCCAUGCAGGGAGAUGCCAAAGACUUGCAACUGAACUUUGAUGAAGAUUAAUAACAUUGUCUGAAUACCAUUUAUUGAUUUCAGAUGUAUAAAGAUGUGUGCUGUUUACUUAUUAGGAUAAGUGCCAAUGUCUAAACAAUUAUGACUGAUCACAUAGUACAACAGUUAUGGUAAUGCCUUAUG
Molecule: messenger RNA, 14344 nt
Organism: Lytechinus variegatus (green sea urchin)
Lineage: Eukaryota; Metazoa; Echinodermata; Echinoidea; Temnopleuroida; Toxopneustidae
Product: dynein heavy chain 10, axonemal-like
Exons: 71
Coding region: 131-14128 (4665 amino acids)
Biological process (GO): microtubule-based movement
Cellular component (GO): dynein complex; axoneme
Molecular function (GO): dynein light intermediate chain binding; dynein intermediate chain binding; ATP hydrolysis activity
Source: RefSeq, a predicted model, not a curated record